Molecule: messenger RNA, 558 nt
Organism: Chondrus crispus (carragheen)
Lineage: Eukaryota; Rhodophyta; Florideophyceae; Gigartinales; Gigartinaceae
Exons: 1
Coding region: 1-558 (185 amino acids)
Source: RefSeq, a predicted model, not a curated record
AUGAUCCUUGCUUCGAGAGCGUGGUCUACAAGCGAAUUGUGGUGCUCGCCCAAAAGGACGGCGCGGGCAGUCGCCGUGUCGUCAAUAACCUCGGCAAUGGAGAGCGGGGUGAGGUUGACAUCGGACAGCGACGUUGGGACGACUGAAAAGACAGUGUACGCAGGCGGGGCCUUAGCCGGGGUCACGGUCGUGCAAGUGGCAGGCCAACAUAGCGUGGCGGCGCGGGGGGCGGGUGUGGGCAGUACCAGCCCCGCAGCGGCAGCGGCCAAUGUACGCAGCAGGCGGCGGCGGGGAAGCGAGGUGGCGCACGUGCAGUGGAGGCGCGGGCGGCGAACGGUCUUGUGGCGGACGGGGCGCGGGGGCGGCUGCGUGGGGAGUGCAGGCGGCGGGAGGAAGACGGACAUGAGAGCUGUGUUCUGGGCGAAGUGUGGGUCGAGCGGGAAGCAAGUUUGCAGAGACGGCACAAGGGAGGGGGCGGUUAAGUUAACGUCAAGUCGCAGAACACGUCACAGCGAGGUUUUUUUUGUGGAAAAGCGUGUUGGGCCGAGUUUUCGGUGA